Molecule: messenger RNA, 918 nt
Organism: Penicillium manginii
Lineage: Eukaryota; Fungi; Ascomycota; Eurotiomycetes; Eurotiales; Aspergillaceae
Exons: 1
Coding region: 1-918 (305 amino acids)
Source: RefSeq, a predicted model, not a curated record
AUGCUGGGAUGUUUGCGGGAAAACGGCAGGUACACAACGACCUCAAAAAACAAGAACGGGAAACGAGAGCGAGUUACCAGCUCCUCCGAGAUCCCCGCAUCGGAAAGUCACGCGGCUGAAUCUGCUCUAAGUGUGUUGGCGGAAGAUGCUUGCAGCGAAUGGGCCAAGGAGGAAGCACUAAAGCGUGAUGGGAAUCAGUGUGUGCUUACUGAACACGGCCAACCAACACUGGAAGUCUCCCAUAUUGUUCCUUUUGAAUUCAAUGGUAGCCCAAGAGAAGCUGAGUGGGCGUGGCUUGAGUACUUUUGGGGCAAGACAAAAGUUUCUGAGUGGCACUCCGCAAUUCUAGGGAAAGGAGAAAGUCUGGAUACUGAAAAGAUCGAGAACUUGUUUUGUCUUGCAGAAUCUAUUCAUAGAUACUGGGACCAUUCAAUUUGUACGUUUCGGCCAAUCUCAAUCAACAACGAGAAAACCUCCAUGCAUAUCGCCUUCCACUGGCUGCCGUUGCGUGAAAAAUUGACAAGUCAGCGCAAUGACUUCCUGCCAAUAGACAAACAUCCCUACCCCGACAAUCCCACGGGGUUCACCGAAACCCCCGGCGAGAAUCUCUUCGUUUUCCACAUGAUCACCAAGCAGGUUGUCCCCUCGGGUUAUAUUUUCCAGAUUAAAACCGAUGACCCCAAGAAGCGACCGCUCCCGUCCUUCGCCCUCCUCGAAAUGCAGUGGCACCUCUCACGCAUCGUCGCCAUGCAGGGAGCCGGAGAAAGUGAUGAAAGUGACGACGACGACAUUGUAACCGUCUCUUCCCGCGCUCCCGCUCCUGCUCCCCCGAAAGGACGACAUCACCAUUCAAGGAAAUCUCCGCCCGCCCCGUUCACACUCCCGCUCGGGUUCUCAAUCCACCGCUAUAAAGCGUAA